AUGGAUUUGAAUUCUUGUGAACUUCAUCAAAAUCAAAGGUUACUUCGUUUUCGCUCUACAACGAGCUCAUCUAGUUCUCGAGAUUUCUUGGAUAAUGAUAAUAAUAAUUCUUUUAAUAAUACAAAUUCUUCUGGUGCAAGUUCAAGCAUGCUUGUUGGUUCUUCUAUGAGAAUGAGAAUGGAUCAACCAAGUAGUUCUUCUGCUGCUCAUUUCUCCAACAACAUCAUCUCCUUUCAAAAUGGUUAUGACACCAUGAAAGGUGUUGAAAACUAUGAUGGGGUGAAUGACAGUAGUGACGGUGAACUCACUCUUUCUAUGAACAUAUUGAAGAAUCAAAUCGGAUUCUCAACAAGAAACCCUUCUUCAUUGGGAAGAUUAUCACAGAAUUCCAAAAUGGGGAGUGAUGGUCAUAAGUUCUUUUAUGAUUAUAAUGAUCAGAAUGUAGAGGUAGGAAAUCAAGUUGAUACACUAUCACAUCACAUGAGUUUGGCAAGAAAGUCAUCAGAAAUGUUUGUUGUGGAGAAUUUACAUCAGUUCCCGGAUUCUUCUAUUCCUAGUAGUAGUAUUAGAGCAAAGCGAGGCUGCGCAACGCAUCCUAGAAGCGUCGCAGAAAGGGUAAGAAGAACUCGAAUAAGCGAACGAAUGAAAAAGUUGCAAGAGCUUAUUCCAAAUACUGACAAGCAAACUUGCACAUCAGAAAUGUUGGAAUUGGCUGUAGAGUACAUUAAAGAUCUUCAAAAACAAAUAAAGAUUAUGAGUGCAAGAAGAGCUAAAUGCAGAUGCAAAAAUCAGAAAUGA
Messenger RNA from Lathyrus sativus (Indian pea), 798 nucleotides. NCBI's taxonomy places the organism in Eukaryota, Viridiplantae, Streptophyta, Magnoliopsida, Fabales, Fabaceae. The record is from the annotation of a GenBank genome assembly.